Messenger RNA from Phodopus roborovskii (desert hamster), 762 nucleotides. Its product is annotated as translation initiation factor IF-2-like. Bases 1 to 762 code for a protein of 253 amino acids. The record is from RefSeq and is a predicted model, not a curated record. NCBI's taxonomy places the organism in Eukaryota, Metazoa, Chordata, Mammalia, Rodentia, Cricetidae. The transcript has 2 exons.
AUGCUUGCUUCUGCAAUCACAGGCAGCGGUGGAGGCAAGGUUCCGCCCCUUCGGCCACCAGCCCAGGUCAGCCGCGCCCAACCCGGGGCACCGGGCGGGCAGCAGAGGCCCGGCGAGGGUCCCUGCUGGACGGUGGCGGGUCGCACCGCGCGCCCCAGGACGCGCCCUCCCUCGGUCCCCACCGGGCGGACGCGCUCCAGGUGGCCGGCCUGGGCGGCAGCGCGGCGGCAGGCUGACUCAGCCGCGCAGCAAUGCUGCGGAACCGGGACGGCCUGCCCCGCCGCCCCCGCCGCUGAGCUCGGGCCGCCCCCGCCGGCCGCGGAUCCCCGCCCCCGAGGCCCGGGAGGGAGGAAGCACCCGGGCGCGGCGCCGAGCACCUGGGCGGCCCGGGCGGGCGCGGCUUCCGGGGCUGCGCGCUCGCCGAGCCCAGCCGCGUUCCCGCCUCCAGGUGCGGCGCGGGGUCCGCCCGUCGGUGACAGCGCCCCGCGGGGAGCAGCCGGCGCUGCGCUGCCCGGGGCUCGGCGGCCGCGCGCGAGGCGGGCGAGUCCCCGGGGUGGGCUGGAGGCGGGCACAGUCCCGGGUGGGUGCGCGGAGGACGCGCUUCGGGGCUCGCACAGCGCUCGGGCUCUGGGUUGUGCGGCUUGGAUUGCGCUUGCUUCCCGCGAGUGGGCGUCGGAAGAGAAAGCCAGAGCCGGCUUGAGCAUACAAACAGAAAAUAACCUUCUAAAACAACAACAACAAACCAUUUUGAAAACAUUCUAA